AUGUCUUACAACCCCAAUACCUCUGCUGCUGCUGCCACAGCAAAUCAGGCACUCAUUGUUCUUCUGGACACAUUGAAUGAAUUGGUUGAACAGGUGCUCUGCUUACAGUCAGAAGAAGAUAAAAUGAGAUUGAGCUGCACCAUUGCUUUUCAAUUGAACAAUGCAGUCCAUUCCCACCUCACACUUGCCACCUACAUCCCCCUUUGCCUGAUGUCAAUGGCAGCUGAGGUCCAUCACUCUCAAAGGGGCACUGCACAACUGGUGCAAGUGUCAGAUUGGAGUCGGGUUGGGAACAACAAGGACAUUUGCCAGGAUCAUCCCUUAUACUCAAAGACACUUGACCCAUCGCCUACUAUCACCAUUCCUGCUGGCUCAACCUCAGCACCUGCACUGGCAGGCUCAUCCUCUGCGCCUGAACCGGCAGGCCUAAGUACACUGGCACUGGCAGGUCCAUCCUCUGCGCCUGAACCUGCAGGCCCAUGUACACCAGCACCGGCAGGUCCAACAUCUUCACUGGCACCAGCACAAACCUCAGUGUCUCCAAUCACCACUUUGCCAGUUCCCAGUAUUGUCAUCAACAUCCCUGGUGUCAAGUCCAAGCGAAUCUUGAGUGACACCAACACUGAUAGUGAUGGAGUUCACAUUGAAAAAGGACAUGAUCAGGUAAAGGGCACAGGAAAGGCAAGAGUGAGGUCACCAUCAUCGGAUGAUAAUACCCAGGAAAUAACGAUGAAAGAUGCCACUCAUGAUCCGGAAGUCAAUCCAUGGCAACAGACACAAAAUCUGCUCAAAAAGAAAAUACCGGUUGUCGACAUCCGGACUCGGCCGAUGCCACCUUCAAAUACCAGAAACGAGGCUGCUGACCAUGCAGAAUGCAAGCCUGAGGAAGAUGUGGAGUCUAUUGGCGACAAACAAAAGUUAUGUCUUGACCAGGUCAAAGACACGAAACCAUCUAUGUCAGAUGCCCAGCAUUUAGGAACAGACAAGGACAAGAAGGGGAAGCAUCCACAGCCAGUGAGACAUCCUGUCAUUACCAUCCGGACAGCUCAUACUCAUCCUUCACAGCAACCCAUCAGUUCAUCUAUUCGACCAUGUACGAGAUGCAUCGCAAUGGACGUAGAAUGUCAGAGCUGGCUCACUAAAAAGGGCCUGGUAGCCUGUACUUGUGGGGAUUGCAACCAGUGGAGGAUGAAAUGCAUCCGGCCAAUGCAACCGGACGUGCCUGCAAUCACUGUGCCCAUACUACUGGUCGCACCCAUUACCACUCGCUUGAAGGCUACCAGAGUAGCAAAGCAGGCUAAGCAGUCUAGGCAAUGCAAAGGCAAGUCUGUCAUGUCUGGUUGUGUCCCUACUCAGUCAUUCUUUGUCAUAGAUACUCAACAGCCUAGUCCUAUCCCGGAGAAACCUAAUGCUGAUGUCGAGAUGCUCAAUGAUGCUCCUACUGUGCCAAGUGCCGCCCCAGUGCCAUCUGAUGAUGAUUUCCCCAAGAACCAUUGGAUUGAACCAUGGAUGAUAGUAUCCUACCUCCCACACCAUUUGAGGAGACACCAGAUGAGGUCCGGUACACUCCUGUCUAUCCGGCUUGCACUCAAAGGCCCCCCUCCCCUGCCACCACUUCCAUGCCCAUUCAGUCUCAUCAGCCUCCCCAUCAUCUAA
Messenger RNA from Suillus discolor, 1656 nucleotides. RefSeq lists its product as uncharacterized. The record is from RefSeq and is a predicted model, not a curated record. The transcript has 7 exons. Bases 1 to 1656 code for a protein of 551 amino acids. NCBI's taxonomy places the organism in Eukaryota, Fungi, Basidiomycota, Agaricomycetes, Boletales, Suillaceae.